AGAUUGAUGGUUAGUUCCAUUAUUUCCUUCACCAAGUCUCGAAGACUCAGUUUCUCACUUUGCAAUUGUGAAAACUGAGGGUUAUCUGAGAAACAACUGCUGACUAGCACUACAACAACACCAAGUUCGGCAUAUCUCAACACUCGAUAGAGGCCAGGAUAUUUUCUAAACACCAAGAAACCUAAUAAGUCCUCCAUUACCUUUAAUCUCCACUGCUUAACAAUGGGUUAAUCAGAUAAUGUGUAAUGAUAUUUGUAAAGGUCUCAAAUAAUAUGGUUGGGUUCGCAAGAAACACAAUUGUUCAGCUUUACAAAAUCUGGGGAUGGGUUACGGUUUUGAAAAAAAUCUCAUAAGUUUAUUAAGCACUCUUAAAGUGUCGAUGGUAGGACUUUAUGCAUGUGAAAUCUGUUUUAUUUUUAAUCAUUUAGUAGCUGGGCUCUCUAAAGCAUUAUCUAGCAGUAUAUUUGUUUUGAGCUUCAGCUAGUACUAGGGUUCUUGCUAAUCAGAAGAUCAUGCACACUUUUAUAAGCACUAACUGCCAGAACUUCACCAUUAAAUGUGCUUAUUUGAAAUUGUCAGUUUACAUUUGAGAAACAUAUUAUACUAGAUAUUUGUUUUCAAGUAGGUCUCUACACUUUGGAUAAAAGCUGGGUGGUAUUGCUCGUUUUUUAGACAUUAUUAGAUACUUGGUAAUGUAUAGUGCAUACAGAUAUAAGUAUAUUUAUAUAAAAUGAAAAAAAAUGGAUUUUUUUCUCACUUGGUUAAUCACUCUCUAUAAGCUAAUUUGUGGUUGGUAGCCCAUAUAGUUCAUACAAUUUUGUCCAUUACUUGUAUAUAAAAUCAAACUUGGGUUGUGGUUGGUUAUAUAAUGGUACAUCCUAUGAGAGGAACUAUGAAUUUACGAGGUGGGCGUGCUGGCAAUCACGUAGCAGCCCGUGGUAGAGGAGCAAAAACACGGCCUUGAACACACAUUCUAAGAGACGAGACUAUUUCAUUUUCAGAUGCCUCCACUCAAGGACUGAGUGAGAUCCCUGAGGAGGUGACAAUUCCAGCUAAUAAGGCUUCAAUGUCUAACAUUGAUGUCCUUGCAGCUCUACCCGAGAAAAAACGUGGACAAGGACCAACUAGAAGCACAGAAUUUGAACGUAUUAGCAAAUUUGGCAAAAUAGCAGUAGAAAUUAAGGAUGGAUAAAGAGGAGUAUCAUGUCAGAAUGCGACGAUGUUUUCAACACGUGUGACCGGGAUUGUGAAACUUUAUGCAGGAAUGCGACAUGCAAGUUGGAGCCGUGUUGAUAAACAGAACAAGGAUGAACUAACGAAUCGUGUCCGAGCUGAUUUUGCAUUCGAUUGGACCAAAGCAACCAUCGAGAGGUAGUGACAAUGACACUUGCUCAAAAAUAUAAUGAUUAUUACUACCUACUGCACUGCAAGUACUUGGAGUAUGAUACACAUGAAGCUGCAAUUUCUGGAUGGACAAAGUUGCUGGACAAAGCCGUUUGGCAAUGUUUGUGUGAGAGAUGGGGGAGUGAAGAGUUUAAGAACCUAUCAAGGCGGAACAAACAUAAUUGGUCCAAUCAAAGGAUAAAUCACACGGGUGGCAGGAAGUCUUUUGUUAGGAUAAUGGAGGAAAAGCGAGAACAAGCUUCGAAUUAUGUUGCUUUUUAUAAAGAGGUGCAUUGGUCUACAAAGAAUGGGAGAUUUGUCACUGAAGCUGCUGAGCGGAAUUACAAUAUGAUGGUGGAGCUGUUGAAUGAGAUUCCACCAGAAGAUGCAGGGGAUGAUAAUGCAAAUGUUGUGUUCAAUGAGGUUUUGGGAUCUCAAUCGGGCUAUGUUAGAGGGUUAGGCCACUUAGUUAUAUCUGAACCAUCUGAAUCAUUGAUGUCCAAUAGGAAGUUUAUACGACUUAGGAAGGAGAAUGAGAAGAACAAGGCUGAGGCGGAAGGCUUCAAGAGGAAACUUGAGUCAUUUAUGAUUGAUGUCACAAAAAUACAAGCUUGUUUUGAUGAAUUUGACAGGCUGAAUAGCCGUGUUACAGAAUUAGAGUUACAGAGGGAGUUUCAACGGGAGACUCAGGGAGAUGCCUAGCCAUCCUCCAAUAAUAGAGAUGUGGGGAGUUUUUUUUAUCAUGUUGAACUUUUUUGAACUUGUUGGAGUAUAAGUAAAAUCUGGGUGCAUCCUUUUGUUUAGCAUGUUAGGGUGGAUGUUUUGUGGGGACUUGGUUGGAAGUGGGAAAUUAUGUCAGGACAAAGAUUUAAGUAAAGAGCAUGUAUCCGUUUGAUAGUAGGCCCAUGGAAAUAUAGGAUUUACAAAGGCAUCCUGCAUGGGCUAGCAUGGUACAGCUAUCAGUUACAGGGACUAAAGAUCCCAUAUUAUAAAAUUCAAGUGCCUAAGUAGAACAAAGAACCAAGAAUCCAAGCCUCCAUGCAUACAAGUUUAGGAAGAAGAUCUUCAUUACAUGAUAUAGAAUGAAAAAUCUUCAAUUGUAUGAGAUGCACGAUCAAACUUUAAGUUAAUACAUGCUAGUAAUUUUGUGUAGACUGCUCUAAUGCAUGUUUUAUGUAAAUAUAUGCAUGUUGGUAACAUGCAAUGAAACGAUGUGCCAUUUCAAUAUAUGUAUGUACGAUGAUCUAGCUCCCCUUUCUGUU
Molecule: messenger RNA, 2645 nt
Organism: Juglans microcarpa x Juglans regia
Lineage: Eukaryota; Viridiplantae; Streptophyta; Magnoliopsida; Fagales; Juglandaceae
Exons: 7
Coding region: 1381-2085 (234 amino acids)
Source: RefSeq, a predicted model, not a curated record